This is a messenger RNA of Mucor mucedo, 447 nucleotides long. RefSeq lists its product as uncharacterized. The coding region runs from base 1 to 447 and encodes 148 amino acids. The transcript is spliced from 5 exons. Lineage: Eukaryota; Fungi; Mucoromycota; Mucoromycetes; Mucorales; Mucoraceae. The record is from RefSeq and is a predicted model, not a curated record.
AUGACACACAAUAGUUUAAUUUGGAAGAUUAUGCCAGUAGUCGUUCGGCUAGUUCCUAUGCCUUCCGUUAGAUCUGAAUUCUCAAGUAUGCGAGCUGAAAGUUCGGUGCGUUCUCCGCGGCUCAAUCUUCUUCCUUUUCUUACCUGCUUAACGUUUCUCUUUUAUCGGGUCAGUACUGCAAGUAUGAUGAGCACACUUUUUUCUCUAACCGUCAGGGUUAUCAGCAAGUACGCAACAAGAAUCUACAGCAACACCAACAGCAACAAUGAUGUACGACAACUAGUCUUCCAGGAGCAAAAAAUGCACACCAAUUUUGGGGGUUCUGCUGUGUUUAUGUCUUCUUGUGGGCGCACGCAAUGGAUAAGUAAGAAUGUAUAUCAUAGCCAAAAGAUUUCUAUAGCUGAUAUCAGGCGUAUCAGAGAAGAUAAACGCAGUGCAUUAUUGUGA